CCAUAUAAAAUGUUCAGAUUUGCUACCCGUGCCGUCCGUGCUCCAGUUGCCAGACUCCCAUUGACCUCUUUCGUCCAACCAGUCCGUUUCUACGCUGUUGCCCCAAUCAGCAAGGAUGAAGUCACCAAGCGUUCUUUUGAAGCUUUGAAGACUGUUGCUGCUUUGCAAGAAUCUGCCAUUUCCCUUGAAUCUUCUUUCCAAAAGGACUUGAAGUUGGACUCCUUGGACACCGUUGAAGCCUUGGUUGCCUUGGAAGAAGAAUUCGACUUGGAAAUCCCUGACAGUGUUUCUGAUGAAAUCAAGACUGUUGGUGACGCUGUUGACUACAUCUUCCAAGAAGAACAAAAGUUGUAAGAAGCUUUAAUGUGACUAAUUACAUUAGCGUGUUUCUAACUUUCUCGAUCCCACCAAUUUCUUGUCAUUCCACAUCAUCAUGAUAAAUUAACCAGUACUUUGAAUGAAUUUAAUGAAGUUAUCCUUUAUGGAUUAUUUUUUUAAUUAAAAACUUUUAUAGUACAUACCCACUAUCAUCACCU
[Candida] anglica is the source of this 536-nucleotide messenger RNA. The record is from the annotation of a GenBank genome assembly. Lineage: Eukaryota; Fungi; Ascomycota; Pichiomycetes; Serinales; Debaryomycetaceae.